Messenger RNA from Manis javanica (Malayan pangolin), 1335 nucleotides. The record is from RefSeq and is a predicted model, not a curated record. Lineage: Eukaryota; Metazoa; Chordata; Mammalia; Pholidota; Manidae.
AUGGCUUAUGACCGGUACGUGGCCAUCUGCUUCCCCCUCUGUUACACCUUCAUCAUGACAAAGGGUCACUGUGCACAGCUAGCAUCUGGGACCUGGGCAACAGGAUUUCUCAAUUCCCUCCUCCACACAGUGUCCACCUUCCGACUGUCCUUCUGCAAGUCCAAUCGGGUUAACCAGUACUACUGUGACAUCCCCCCAGUGGUGGCCCUCUCCUGCUCAUCCACGUACAUGGCAGAAAUGCUCGUUUUCAUCGUAGGAAGUAUCUUGGCAAUCAGUGCCUUCCUAAUUACCAUCAUCUCUUACAUUUACAUCAUAUCCACCAUCCUAAAGAUCCAGUCAGUGGAAGGGAAGCAGAAAGCCUUCUCCACAUGUGUAGAAAGACCCCUGUGGAGAGAGGGGAUAGACAGCUACAAUCUCAUCCCCGUGACUCACUUUAUCCUCACGGGGCUCUCUGACCUCCCCGAGGUGCGCUGUCCUCUCUCUGUGGUCUUUGCCGUCACCCACCAGGUCACCUUGGUGGGAAACGGGGCCAUUCUCUUGGCCAUCGGAAUGGAGAAGAGGCUGCACACACCCAUGUAUUACUUCCUGACCAAUCUGUCCCUCUUAGACAUAUUCUGCCCAUCAGCUACCGUCCCCAGGAUGCUGGACAAUCUCCUGACUGGGAAUCACAGCAUUUCCUUCCUGGGCUGUGCUUUGCAGCUUUAUUUCCUGGUGGCCCUGACGGGGACUGAGGUCUUCCUUCUCGCUGCCAUGGCUUAUGACCGCUACGUGGCCAUCUGCUUCCCCAUGCAUUACACCUUCAUCAUGACAAAGGGUCACUGUGCACAGAUAGAAGCUGGGACCUGGGCAACAGGGUUUCUCAAUUCCCUCCUCCACACAGUGUCCACCUUCCGACUGUCUUUCUGCAAGUCCAAUCGGGUUAACCAGUACUACUGUGACAUCCCCCAACUGGUGGCUCUCUCCUGCUCAUCCACCUACAUGGCAGAAAUGCUCAUUUUCAUCAUAGGAAGUAUCUUGGCAAUCAGUGCCUUCCUAAUUACCAUCAUCUCUUACAUUUACAUCAUAUCCACCAUCCUAAAGAUCCAGUCGGUGGAAGAGAAGUGCAAAGCCUUCUCCACAUGUGCCUCCCACCUCCUGGUUCUGUUCUAUGGCACAGCCAUCUUCACCUACAUUCGUCCCUCUUCACGUCACCACUCCCCAGACAGGGACAGACUCAUCGCCAUGCUCUACUGGGUUCUCACCCCAAUGCCAAACCCCAUGACCUAGAGCUUGAGGAACACAGAGGUGAAAGGGGCACUCGGCAGGGUCUUAUGUCAUAGACCAUGUUUACAUUAA